Molecule: messenger RNA, 1115 nt
Organism: Mercenaria mercenaria
Lineage: Eukaryota; Metazoa; Mollusca; Bivalvia; Venerida; Veneridae
Exons: 2
Biological process (GO): DNA integration
Molecular function (GO): DNA binding
Source: RefSeq, a predicted model, not a curated record
CAAAUUAAUUUAGAAUUAAAAUAAUUUCAUUUAUUUUUUCUCAAUAUUGUCGUCUGCGUUUCAGUCGUCUGCUUUACCUAUUCAUUACUAUUAUACGGGUUUAGUUAUACCUGAAUGAGCACGGCUGGUUCCUACUGAACGUAUUGGUACCACUGCCUACAGUGCAUAUAAAAACAGGAAAACUCGUGUUCUCCUUCCCUUUUGCUAGCUACACACUAACUUUGACGUACGAAUUUUGAGAUAGUAAAAUGCCACGCGGACGUCGUAGGCGGGAAGCUACACCCCCAAGGGUGCUUAGAAAUAGGAGGCCGCAGGUGCAGGAGCCAGCCGUACCGCAGCGGCACGAACGCCGGAAUCUACGUGGACAGGGGCCACAGGUGCUGGAGCCAGCCGCACCACAACGGCAGGAACGCCGGAACCCUCGUAUACAGGGGCCGCAGGUGCAGGAGCCAGCCGCACCACAGCAGGAAGAACCACAACGACAGGAGGCGCUUGAGGGAAGCCCCAGAGCCCAGGGGGACAGACGGAGUACAGGCCGUGGCCAGAAGCGGACACAUGAGACAUUAGAGGAGGACGCUUUGGAUGACAGAGUCAGGCAGUCGAACUCUGACAACCAGAUUCAGAAAACUAGCCCCAAAUGCGGACUGGGAACCCCAUCCGGUUCCGGAAUUCCUAUGGAGUGUCUUCGAUCUAGAGCUCGAACACUGUUACAGACGGCUAUAGCACCAAAUUCACAUUUAACAUAUAGUAAUGCCAUCAAUGCCUUCGAAAAGUUUAGAAGUGUAUAUCAUUUACGCUCUCAAUGGCCUGCACCUGUACAAGACGUUGUUUUAUUCAUAGCAUAUUCUUUUGAAAAGGGGCAGUCACCCAAGACGAUUUCUACAUACGUGGCUGGUUUAAAUUAUUUUCAUAAACUUCACGGUUUUUAUGAUUUACUGAGUGUUUUCAUAAUAAGUAAAUUAUUAGAAGGAUGUCGUAGAAAUCGCCCUACACGGGACAAUAGGGCCCCCUUGACUAAAGACAAAUUGAUUACUGUGGGUAAUGUUUUACCGACAAUAUGCUAUACUGAUUACGAACCAAAUUAUUUCUUGCUUUAUUUACUACAGCUUAUUUUG